This is a messenger RNA of Octodon degus (degu), 885 nucleotides long. RefSeq names its product DNA damage inducible transcript 3 (gene Ddit3). The transcript has 4 exons. Gene Ontology annotation, biological process: negative regulation of transcription by RNA polymerase II; ER overload response; intrinsic apoptotic signaling pathway in response to endoplasmic reticulum stress. Bases 184 to 690 code for a protein of 168 amino acids. Gene Ontology annotation, cellular component: CHOP-ATF4 complex; cytoplasm; CHOP-C/EBP complex. Lineage: Eukaryota; Metazoa; Chordata; Mammalia; Rodentia; Octodontidae. Gene Ontology annotation, molecular function: protein heterodimerization activity; DNA-binding transcription activator activity, RNA polymerase II-specific; transcription factor binding. The record is from RefSeq and is a predicted model, not a curated record.
GGGCUGCACUUCCUCGAGGUCAGAGGCUUGAGCGUAAUACAGAGAGUGUAUGAUGUUGAAGAUGAGCCGGUGGCAGCGACAAAGCCCGAAUCAGAGCUGGAACCUGAGGAGAGAGUGUUCCAGGAGAAAGUGUAUCUUCAUACAUCAUCACACUUGAAAGCAGAACCUACUCCAACUGCAGAGAUGGCAGCUGAAUCAUUGCCUUUCUCCUUUGGGGCAGUGCCCAACUGGGAGCUGGAAGCUUGGUAUGAGGACCUGCAGGAAGUCCUGUCCUCAGAUGAAAAUGGGAGUAACUGUAUCUUACCCCCUGGAAAGGAAGAGGAAGACUCAAAAACAUUCACCACUCUUGACCCUACAUCUCUUGCUUGGCUGACUGAGGAGCCAGGACCAGCAGAAGUAACAAGUACCUCUCAGAGCCCUCGGUCUCCAGAUUCCAGUCGGAGCUCCCUAGCUCAGGAAGAAGAGGAAGAAAGCCAGGAAAGAGCCCGGAAACGGAAACAGAGUGGCCAGUGGUCUAUUCGGGCUGGAAAGCAACGUGUAAAGGAAAAAGAACAGGAGAAUGAAAGGAAAGUGGCACAGCUAACAGAAGAGAAUGAACGGCUUAAACAGGAAAUUGAGUGCCUGACAAGGGAAGUAGAGGCCACACGUCGAGCUCUGAUUGACCGAAUGGUUAAUCUACACCAAGCAUGAACAAAUGGAUCAUCCAUCUCCAGCUGGCUAAUACCUACCUUUCCCAGAAGUAGCCAUUGACCAUCUUCCUACUAGUGCCAAUAAUGUGACCUUCAAAUGUUUGGGGUAGAAAAAAGGAACAGGUCCCGGCUUGUAAAUAGAGGUUGUACAUUUAUUUAUUACUGUCCACAUCCAUUAAAGUGACUUGUGACUUCA